Molecule: messenger RNA, 480 nt
Organism: Alternaria metachromatica
Lineage: Eukaryota; Fungi; Ascomycota; Dothideomycetes; Pleosporales; Pleosporaceae
Exons: 2
Coding region: 1-480 (159 amino acids)
Source: RefSeq, a predicted model, not a curated record
AUGCUUGGCCUUACGAUAGCAGCCGUACAAGCUGGAAACGGACGACAUUUCUCCGUGCUCACCGACGAGCAAAGGUCCGGUGCUAUAUUGUACACCCUCGCGGGCUUCCCUCCCGGUAUAUUCUCGUUUGGAAUCCCCAAGCUGGCCGUGGUCGCUCUCCUGACGAGAAUCACCAACCCUAGCCGGAAACAUAGGAUAUUCCUGUGGGCUAUGACCGGUGGCUGUUUGCUGAUUCUGUUUGGCUGUGUCAUCAUCAUCUUCGCACAGUGUACGCCGUCUCGGUCGCAGUGGGACUUCUCCGUUCAGGGUACUUGCUGGAGCCCAUGGAUCCUGAUCUACUACGCCAUCGUAGCGGGAACCAUCUCCGCCGUCGUGGACCUCUACCUCGCGAUAUAUCCCGCCGUUGUUCUGUAUGGACUACAAAUCAACCUCAAGAAGAAGAUAGCCUUGAGUGCCGCGCUGGGACUGGGUUCUAUGUAA